AUGAUCACAGAUGUACAGUUGGCUGUAUUCUGCAACAUUCUUGGAGCAACAUUAUUUUGCUUAGUAUUUCUCUUUCACUACGUAUAUGCUAAUUAUUCGAAAUAAAGGAGUAAUAUGUUGCUGAACAUAACCUUAAUCCGCUUCAUCAAACACUAAUGCAUAUAUUGAUACAUUAUGUAUUGUUUUUAAUAUUGAUAAAUAUGGUUACUUAAAGUAAAUGAUAUCAUGGUGGUAAAUAUAUUGUUUAUAAAAUAAA
Messenger RNA from Bombus pascuorum, 256 nucleotides. Its product is annotated as dolichyl-diphosphooligosaccharide--protein glycosyltransferase subunit 4. Lineage: Eukaryota; Metazoa; Arthropoda; Insecta; Hymenoptera; Apidae. Bases 1 to 105 code for a protein of 34 amino acids. The transcript has a single exon. The record is from RefSeq and is a predicted model, not a curated record.